Pedinophyceae sp. YPF-701 is the source of this 843-nucleotide messenger RNA. Lineage: Eukaryota; Viridiplantae; Chlorophyta; Pedinophyceae. The record is from the annotation of a GenBank genome assembly.
AUGGCUAUGCCGAUAGGGCCGGCCGGGGCGGCACGGCUCGUGCCCGUCCUCAUGGCUGCUGGGGGCCUUCUCUACGGGGCCAACAACUGCCUGUUCAACGUCGAGGGCGGUCACAGGGCGAUCGUCUUCAACCGGUUCGUGGGUAUCAAGGAGACGGUGUACAAGGAGGGGACUCACUUCAUGGUGCCCUGGGUUGAGAGGCCCAUCACCUACGACGUCCGCGCGCACCCGCAGACGAUCACCUCGACUUCGGGCUCGCGGGACCUCCAGAUGGUCAGCCUCGGCCUCCGCGUCCUCACGCGCCCGGACCCCGAGGCCCUCCCGGUCAUCUACAGGCGCCUCGGUAUGGACUACGCGGAGCGCGUGCUGCCGUCGAUCAUCCACGAGACGCUCAAGUCGGUCAUCGCGCAGUACAACGCGUCGCAGCUGCUCACGCAGCGCGAGAUGGUCAGCAAGGAGAUCCGUCGCAUUCUCACGGAGCGGGCGCGCUACUUCAACCUGGUCCUAGACGACGUGGCAAUCACGGACCUGCGCUUCGGGAAGGAGUACACGGCCGCGGUGGAGGCCAAGCAGGUCGCGCAGCAGGAGGCGGAGCGCGCGAAGUUCAUCGUGACGCGCGCCGCGCAAGAGAAGGAGCAGGCGAUUGUGCGCGCGCAGGGUGAGGCGCAGAGCGCCAAGCUGAUCGGGCAGGCGGUGCAGCAGAACCCGGCGUUCCUGACGCUGCGGAAGAUCGAGGCGGCGAAGGAGAUCGCGGCGACGCUGAGCGCGAGCGCCAACAAGGUUUACUUGAGUGCAGACAGCCUGCUGUUGAAUCUGGCGGAAAAGGAGGCGGGGAAGAAGUAG